AUGUCUGAACUCGAGUUUAUUGGCGGGUUUGGAUGCGAUCCUAUUGAAACUGGCAAGCACAAAGUCAUGGUGAUUUCAAGAGGCCAAUGCACGUUUGAAGAAAAAGCAUGGCAUGCGCAACAGGCGGGGGCUCGUGCUGUUGUGUUUUUAAACAACCAACCAAAUCAGUCCUUGUUUCGUAUGGCUGCUGGCUCAGGCACGCAACGAUCUAUCCGUAUACCAAGCGUGCUUCUAAAUUACGAGGAUAGUCUGCUGUUGGUGAAGAACAAGCGUAUACAGCAGUUUAGAAUGCAGCAGUUGGGGUCAGUGGAUCAAGAUCCAAAAGCGAGAUUUGUAUUGUAUUUCCAAAAUCAAGUGGUUGCAAAUGCAAAUGUUAUUAAUGUCUAA
Messenger RNA from Mucor velutinosus, 387 nucleotides. RefSeq lists its product as uncharacterized. The record is from RefSeq and is a predicted model, not a curated record. The transcript has a single exon. The coding region runs from base 1 to 387 and encodes 128 amino acids. Lineage: Eukaryota; Fungi; Mucoromycota; Mucoromycetes; Mucorales; Mucoraceae.